AGGUCUUACACCUUGAAGAGUCAGAGGGUGUGGAAAGUCAUGCUGUCAGUCAGCCCGAGGUUGUCGACAACUUGCUGCCCCAGAUCCGUCGCCAGUUGCGGCGCUUGAUCAAAAGCCCCCGACCUCGUCCCCCGGAGAUCUGUCGCAACUCCAACAAGGAGGAACUGUUGGCGUGGUACAGAUUCUGGGACUCCAAAAAACAAGGUAACCUGAAUGUUCCGACCUUGACCCUGGCGGUGGUGACCACCUUCCACACAGCCCUAGCCAAGACGGCAGAUGCUCAGACUAAGGAUGCAAUUGCCCAUGCCUUCCUGACGGAGUUGGGCUUACGGGAAAGCGACACUGUCACUGAGUCACAGUUCAUUGAAAAGAUGGCUCCUCAGUUGGUGGCGAACUUGCCCGUGGCCAUCGAACGGGGCCAUCCGUCGGGGUCCCUCGAUCCCAAGCUGCCCCUGACGCUGCAUUUGCGUGACAUCAAAACUGGAACGGAGCGGCCCUUGUACUUCGACGUGGCUGGCGAGGUCACUAUUGGCGAUCUCCGUAAAGCCACCCUCCGUCGCUUUCCAGUGAUCUUGUGCCGGCGCAAGGUGAAACUCUUCGUGAUGGGUCAGAUGUUAGAAGAUGACUUCAUGCCACUUUUCCACAUCAGAGGGAUUUAUGAAGGGGCUACAGUGAAGCUUGGUUUUGCAGUCAUCGGGAACUUCAUGCCAGGGCAGCGUCUCUUGGAAGCUACGCCGUCGCCGAAGAAGAAGUCCUGGAAGAAUGAAGUCGACGACUUCUUAGAUGACUUGAACGAAUUCGACGAUGCCUCAACCGUUUUCGAUUCCGAUGAGGAGCGUGAGCGACAUGACACUUUGACUCAGGCACCGAAAUCCUGGGGCAUCCUGGGGCGGCUGGGUCCACCCGACAAUUUCAUGGCAAUGAUCAACUUGGCCAAAUUUCUUGGGGACCUCCAGUCCGCCUGUCAGUCUGCUCCCGUGAGCCGCUUGGCGUCGAGUCAGUCCGCCGAGAGAGCCAAGGCGCUUCUGGGUGACCGUUGUGACCCCUUAAGCUCGAACAUCAACUUGGUGAGGCGAAUGCUGAUCUUUGAUUUCGAGCAUGACAGACAUGUCUUGGAAGUGAUCCCUUCAAAGCAGACUUUUUACCUUUCAGGUUUGUUGGAUGCUGGAUACGAGAGUUACACACUGUUUGACGCAACAUUGGCUUCUCAAUUCCCAGAUUCAGUUGCCAGCCCUUUUCGUCUUUGGGCGAUAGAAGGAGCUCCGAAGAUGCCAGAUCCAGUUGCCUCACAAAGCUACUUCAUGUCAUGGUGGCUCCUUACGUCACCGGUCAUUGGUACCAUCCAGAUUCCAGAGUUCACAUGCCAACAUGCUGUGCCGACCAUUGAGCAUUUGAUUCCCCUCGUCCAACCCUGGGAUAAGAAUGAUGAAGAUGCCCUGUGGGACAACAAGUUUGAGGGACCUGUCACUAUUGGGGCCAUUUUGGAUUUUCUGUUUCGGGAUCACCAAAACUCCGCCAAACCUGUGAAACCAAUUUCCUUGCCUGUUGAUGAAGACUGUUGCAUGCUUGAACCUGAAACGCCUUGGAUUGAUUGUCCUGACCAAACCAAAACUGAUGACGGUGAACCAUGUCUUGACGCUGAGUUCUGUACAGUGUUUUUCGAUGGAGACAUUCAAGCACCAGUGAAGCUGAAUCCGAUUGUUGGAUCCACAUUGCAAGAAUUGCUUAGUGCCCAUGAGAAACUUGUGGGCACAUGCCAUGUCCAGCAGUGUGUCGAUGCCAAUGGCCAAACCCUGCCUUUGACCCAUCGUCUUGCAGUUGGUGAGCUCAUUUUUGUCAAGUUUAUCCAUCCGGCCAUGAGUGCUUUGCCUCCAAGUGUGAAAGAAGUGGAUGCGAGCCUCCCGGCCACCAGUCUUGACCCUGAGAUCACGCAGACAGCACCGUGGACACAUCCGCCUGAUGAAACUAGCAGAAAGCCGUCCGUUUUUGACAUAGGUGAAUGUUCAGUCGCCUUGAUCAAAGAUCAACCGGCGUGGUUGAAUGCAGAACCACUGUUAGGACUUCAGGGUGAACAAUUCCAGUUUUUGUCCACGCCUCAGAUCUCGAACCCCCAGCAACUUUGGUCAGUGCGCAAUCAGUUUUUGAAAGUCCAAGACCGCCUUGCCAUUUUGGCCAAUCAGGGUAAAAUCUCAUCUGAUGAUGAACUCCGGUUUCACCUUUUUGCUUUGAGUCAGAAGUACGUUGAAACUCAAGUGCUUUUCUCGAAAGACCCUGUCAAACAGCUUGUCACCAUAGACCCUUUGAUUGCCACUGCUUGGCUUCAUGGAAAGGCAUUCUCGUGUGAAGCAUGGGGACAUGAUCAUGGGUUCAUACAUGCGCAGUCGUUGCCAGUUGCAACUGCUUUCAAAUUGGGCAAUCAUUGGAUACCUGUGUCCAUGUACCCAGUUGGUGAUGCUCUGCACGUGUUUCUUUGGGAUGCGGAUGGGAAUGACCAUACAAAGUUGAAUGAAGUCCUUGAAGAACUUGGCCUUGCCAUGGGCUUUGUUUCGGUUUGCAUUCAGCGUGAUCGUAGGAUGUUUUUCACUUCGGAUUUGUGUGGAACCUUGGCAGUUGCCUACUUGCACAAUGUGUUCCUUCAUGUUCAGUUGCCUGCCAACUCUGAAGAGACCUUGCAGCGCUUUCAUUUUUAUCGAGGUGAAUUUGUCAAGUCCUUUUCUCACUGUGAUAUUGCUCGAAGGCCAUGGGUAUGGGCUCAAGGGGACCAAAAUCAAACCAGUGACCCACAGGUGUCGCUUAGUGAUACCGUGCAGUUGCCGGUCACUUUGACCAGAGAGCAGAGGUUGGAUCUCAUCUCUACGCAUGGGAAAGCGGUGGCAGAUGAUGAGAUUAGGUUUCACAUUCUGCACAUCAUCGACAGGUACCAUGCCAUUUGUGCGGAGAACAACCAACAACCUGCGCAUCACUACUUGUUCUUUGAACCCUUGGUUUUCACGUGUUGGGAGUCCAUUGGCAGAACCAUUUCAGCUAGGUUGCCAGACACGGUUGAAACCUUGACAACGCUUCACGCCAACAUGAGAGCGACGUUUGUUGCAGACCUGUAUACGAAGACUGAAGUUCCUGCUACUGAUCUAGGUGCACACCAGUACACACGUGCUGUUGAUGUUGCGGAAAUGGAAUUUCACCUUGCGCGGUUGCGUGCUGCCAUGGUGCCAACCCAGGAAUGUAGCAACCGCCCGAUCAUUUUGGUUUUGCAAGGGACCACGGAGAUCCAAAACUCCUUGGUACAAUUUGCCGCUGGUCAGGAGGAUGUGAUGUUGAUGGUUGCAUUGGAGGACCAUCAUUGGUUCCCCCUUGUGUGUGUCCGCACUGCCAAAGUAGUCCGUGUCUCUGUCUCGUCAUCAGCCAGUACUGUCGUUCAGGAGAUGGUUCCCAAGUGUCCAGGCAUGCUUGUACAGUACCUUGCUGAACCAGUCAGCCAAUACUUGUGUGGUGCCCACGCAGUGAAUGUCAUUGCGCAUGUCAUCUUUAACCAGCCGAUUUGCUCAUGCACGGAAGAGUUGGAAUGCCUGCAUUUCCAGUUGAAAGGUGAUUUCACCUCAGGUGGUGUCCCUGAGGAAUUGACUGGAAAGAUUGGAUAUGGUCCACAAGGGACAUUGUUGAAAGAUUUGGCCUCCGUAGAUGUGAUUCAUGCUGAAGCUGACUGCCUGUGGGUUACGGAUUUAGCAAACAUCACACCUGGGAACAAGAUCACUCAACUGUCACAAAUUGGAACGGAAGAUGAGUUGUGCUCUGCAUUCAUCCAGGUUAAAUCCAGCAGUGCUCAUGCGGAUCUGUGGGAGCGAAUUGCCGGGUUGGUUCAUGACCGACACUUCUCUGCCGUUGCCACUCUGGACAGGGCUCAAACCGUUAUCAUUGCCUGCCCAGGGCCUGUGAACUUGAAAGGUUGGAAGGACGGUGCAUCAGUGCCUUAUUUAACCUUGAAGGGCUUCUCCUAUAGGAGACAAUCCAAGGCAGUUGAUGCGCUGCCUUUUGUUCAUUCCUUGGAAGGUAUUGACAAGAUUGCGAUUACUAGCUUUCGUUAG
Messenger RNA from Cladocopium goreaui, 4082 nucleotides. The record is from the annotation of a GenBank genome assembly. NCBI's taxonomy places the organism in Eukaryota, Dinophyceae, Suessiales, Symbiodiniaceae.